UCAGACCUCUGGAGGAAGGACUUAAACUGAGUACUUCUGGAGGGUCUCGAAGGAAGGGGUUUGCGGUGCACCAAGACUUGUCCUGUGUACUUUAGAGGAAGGACUAAACUGCGUGCUUUUGGAGGAAACACUUUUACUGUGGACAAAGACUUAAACCGAGAACUUUUGGAAGAAAUACUUAGACAGUGUAGAGAGGGUUCGAUUCAGUUCAUAUUCGAAAAUUAAGACCAAAAGAAGCAAGACACGGCUUUCAGAUAUCGAUGUUGGAAGAGUGAAAAAGAGUGAAAAAUCUUGUUACAUUUGUGCGCGAGUCUACAUGUCAGUGUUUGUAUGGAGAUAUAUCUUACCUAAGUAACCAUAAUCCUUAUUGAAAAAAACAGCUUCUAUAUGUAUAACAAAUUCAUCUGAAAGAACGAUCAAUAAUGUAAAUGCGUUCAUCUUUAGCUGCGCACCUGACGAAGUGACGUGUACCAUAACAAAACAAGAAGCGGUUGACCUCAGCAUUGAAACCAUGGGAGGAGUGCUCAACCGAGCGAUCGCGGAGGGAAAGGUGAGGGCAGUCGAAUUAGCACUAUCCCAAGGAACGCCUCCGGAUGGGGACAGAAGCGACAAGAGGAAACCUAUCCACCUCGCCCUUGACAGCGGCUCCCUGGCGAUCAUUGAGCUGCUGUGCACCAAGGGCGCUGACAUCAACGUGCCAGAUCCAACCAAUGAGGGGAGAACACCGCUACAUAUGGCUAUCAGGAAAAAUUCUCCAGAUAUCAUGAAACUGCUACUUGCCCACCAGGCGAGGCCGAAUGUGAGAGACAGUGCAGGAGAGACUCCUCUUCACAUCGCAAUACACAUGAAUGCUAUCACUUCCGUCGAUCUUCUGCUGAAAUAUAAAGCAAAUGUUCAUCUGAAAGACGCGUCACAUAACUUUCCACUCCAUACUGCUGUGAGAAAAAACAACUACAACAUCAUCAGAAUGUUACUGAAUGCAGGAGCUUCAGUGCAUAUUGUGGAUGCAUCAGGCGACUGGUUGCUUCACGUGGCUGCAAGGAUCGCGUCAACACGGAUCCUGCAAGUGCUGAAGGAGAAGGGAUGCGAUGUAAACAAGCGCAACGCAGACGGGUCGUCGCCACUGCAUCUGGCUGCGGAGUCCGGCAACCUGGAGGCUGUCAGGUGGUUCACGCACAACGGAGCAAAACUCGACGGUCUGGAAGCAAGGAAGAAGUCACCAGACGGCAGAGCAGUAGGAGCAAAGCAGAAACAUGUGGUUCCCGAAGGAGAUGGGCGACGUCCUGUCUGGCUUGUUCAUCGCCCAAGGAGGACCGAAGGAAGAGAGCAAGACAAAGAACCUGCGAAGGAGGUGGAUGCCAGGACCCUCAUAAAAGAAGCUCUGGCCUCCGGUGACUUCAAGAACCUGAUAAAACUGAUUGAAAAAGGGACUGACGUGGAUACUCUGAUUCAUGAGAGUAACGACCAGGGGAUGCGAGCGGUUCAUUACGCCGCCCAGAGCGGCAACAUGGAGAUGCUGAGAGCGCUGAAGCAGAGGAAAGUCGACCUGAAGUCCUUGACCUCAAAGGGCUUCACGGCGCUCCACUACGCCGUCUUGAACGGCCACCUGGACGCCGUCCGCUGGCUGGUGGCGGAGGCGGGUCUCGACGCUGCCAGCCGCAGCAAAGGGGGGGAAACAGCCCUAGACUUGGCAAAAACACUAAAAAAGGCCGAUAUUAGUAAUUACUUGCAGGAGAUUGCGCAGAGGGCGGAAAGGCAGUUUCUGACCCCUCGGAGAUGGAGAAUUCAGGAAGCAGCGACAGCAGUUGAAGCAGCGAAGGCUACCAAACCACAGCCUGCCCAAGGAGCAGCUGGCCUACACUUGGUCUUCGGUCGCCCUUCUCCUCCUGCAGGAACUCGGGAAGGAGACCAAGGGAAGGACGACGCCAAGGGGGUGGAUGCGCAGGCCUGCGUAAAAGAAGCUCUGGCCUCCGGUGACUUCAAGAACCUGAUAAAACUGAUCGAAAAAGGGACUGACGUGGAUACUCUGAUUCAUGAGAGUAACGACCAGGGGAUGCGAGCGGUUCAUUACGCCGCCCAGAGCGGAAACAUGGAGAUGCUGAGAGCGCUGAAGCAGAGGAAAGUCGACCUGAAGUCCUUGACCUCAAAGGACUUCACGGCGCUCCACUACGCCGUCUUGAACGGCCACCUGGACGCCGUCCGCUGGCUGGUGGCGGAGGCGGGUCUCGACGCUGCCAGCGCAGCAAAGGGGGGGAAAACAGCCCUAGACUUGGCAAAAACACUAAAAAAGACAGAGAUCGUUAUUUACUUAAACGAGGUGACCCAAGGGCUAAGGGGCGCAGAAGGAACGACUGCCCGGCUGUUGAUUCAAGCGACAAGGGUCAGGGAGGGCGAAGCCACCCGAGAUUUAAACCUGGUGAAGCAGGCCAGGGAAGCUGCGCGAGCCGGAGACGUGCGGAGAGUGAGGGAGGUUCUGCGUCGCGGCUUCGGGAUCGAGACGGAGUUCCAGGAGGCGGCGAAUAGAGGUUGGCGACUUCUUCACUUCGCUGCCGAUAGAGGGCACUCAGCCCUUGUUGCUCUUUUGAUGCAGGAAAACGCCCAUGUGAACGCUUCAACGAAAGACGGCAUGACACCGCUCCACCUGGCGUCCUGGGGGGGCCACGCCGAGGUCAUCGGGGUGCUGCUUGCUAAACGCGCAGACGGGAAUGCUAAGACUACAGAAGGCAUGACGGCGAUCCACCUGGCGGGAAUGGGCGGCCACGUGUCCUCGAUGGAGGCGCUGACGCCCGCGUGUGACAUCCUCUCCGUCACUCGCGAAGGGAAGUCGGCGCUCCACCUGGCGGCCGAGUACGGAAACUUGGGCGCCGUCCAAUGGCUGCUUCUGCAAGGGCUCGACGCCUCUAUAAGGGAUAAGAAAGGCUGGACUCCCCGCCAGUACGCGAAGGACGAAGGGCACAGGAAGGUGGUGGAGGUGUUGGAGAAACUGGAAAAGCAACGUUUACCACAAGGAUUUGCGCAGCAACAGAAAAUAGUGAAGGAUCUUCAAGAAAAGUUGCAGGCCAGGGAGACGGAAAUCAACCGUCUGAACAGGCAGCAGGCGAUGAAGGACCGAAUCCAGGAAAGAGCGCAAGCUCAGAUUAAGAACGAGCUUCAAGAAAUGCGAGAGACCUUGAGGGCCCAGAGCGAGAUGAUAGUCCGCCUCCAGAGCACGAUGCUGACGAAGGCCGAGCCAGGGAAGGAGACACAGAAUUAACACUGGUCGAUGCCACGGCGCCCACUCACGCUGAGCGGAUAGCGGCUACGAAAACAUUAUUCUUCAUACAAAUAUUUUCUUUAUUGCCACAGCUAUAUGAAGGGGUGGG
Messenger RNA from Penaeus vannamei (Pacific white shrimp), 3362 nucleotides. Its product is annotated as serine/threonine-protein phosphatase 6 regulatory ankyrin repeat subunit B. Gene Ontology annotation, cellular component: nucleus; cytoplasm. The record is from RefSeq and is a predicted model, not a curated record. Gene Ontology annotation, biological process: regulation of barbed-end actin filament capping. NCBI's taxonomy places the organism in Eukaryota, Metazoa, Arthropoda, Malacostraca, Decapoda, Penaeidae. Gene Ontology annotation, molecular function: protein binding.